Messenger RNA from Vitrella brassicaformis, 2981 nucleotides. NCBI's taxonomy places the organism in Eukaryota, Vitrellaceae. The record is from the annotation of a GenBank genome assembly.
GUGCGGUUUAUGUAAGUAUACGUGUACGUGCGUGGAUGGCCAUGGUGCACUCAUGUGCCUGUCUGCUCGUUUUGACCACGCACUGCCUGCCUGCCUGCACUGGAUGGAUGGACUGGACGAGGGAGGACAGACAUCGCAGCUAUCGUAGCACACACAGGUCGGUCAGGUGUGUGUCUUUGUACACACACUGACCUGUAUGUGUGCCUUGUGCGACGUGAUGCAUGACGUGAUGUAUCUGACAAUGAGUGAAUGAAUGCCUCCCUCCCUCGCUCCCUUUUUGCACCCCGUGCAUGAGCGAUGUGUGUCAGCAUAUAUGUGUGUGUGUGGAUGGAUGGAUAGAUGGAUGGAUGGAUGGAUAGUGAUGAGUGAUUGACCUGUUUUGUUUUGUUUAUGUCCGGGGUAUGUCGAGCCAUGAAUGCCGAGGCAGACGGGUCCGGGAGAGGUGAGACAGAGAACAGCCAGGCGCUGAGGCUCGUCAUGCGUGCUGCUCUGAGUGAGUAGGGAAUCCGUAAAACUGAGUGCCUCCCACCCAAGCAAGAUCUUUCACUCGUAAGCAACAAGCAACCAAGGUUCCUGCGAUCGUUCUGUGUCAAGCCCCACCUGGACAACCACAACACCUGACCAAUGGGAUUCCACAGCCAGGCGUUCCGCCAAAGAAACGUGCUGGUCUACGACACCUCGUACGACGGUAACACACGAGAGGGCCUGAACGGACAGCCACCCCCCCGCAUGUGUGAGCCUUUUCUGUGUGUGGGGGAUGGGUGUUCAGGGACUUUCGUGGGGGAAGAUGGUCGAGCAAGUGCGUCCAGCUUUUCCAUGGGGGAUGGGUCACGUACCCAGAUAUUCAGACGGCAAUGGCCCAGGGGCCCCCCCAUGCCAUGAAGCAGCGCUCGUACAACUCCAAAGUCGAGGUUCUCCACUCAUUCAAAGGUGGGAGGGAGGGGAUAGAUAGACUGAGCACUGGCAGAGUCUGACCCCCUCCCCUCCCACACAAACACACACAACACAAGCACUGCUUCAUUUGUCUCUCCCUCCCCCGCCCUCCCCCUCACUAAACAGGUCAAUCGUUCUGCCUGGCCUUCACCAGCGAGCCAAGUAGGCUGCUUCUGAAUCACAGUUUCGCCAGAGAGGCAAGGAGGGCCAGUGAGUGUCACACUUAUUUCUCUUGGUCUCGCCAGAUCUGCCCAAGCUCGUGUUCGCGUUUGGGACGGAAAAGGCGAUGAACGAGGCCCUCAUCCGCGAAGUGGACUAUCAACAGGGACUCAUGGAGAUGAUGAACCCUCGCGGCUAUGACCGCAGCACUGACACGUAAGGCAGAACCUCUCCCUCCCCCUCCCCACUGCCGUCACUCACACACACUCCUUGGAUCUGCAUGUGGGUCUCUUUCUGUGAUGGAUGGAUGGAUGGAUAGGUACAACAACUCCUUGGCUUCGGGUUUGACCUCGCCCCGCUCCAAUAAGACGACGCUCGUGAUGCGCCCUGUCGAGCCCAGCCUCGACAAGAGCCCCAGCGGUGCGGCGGCAACGGCGGCUGCAGCGGGCAGUGUUGCCGACGACGUCAAGCAAGAGAAGGAGGAGAAGCCGGUCGGCGAGUCCAAGGACACGCAGACGGAGGCCGUCAAGACUGGGCCCACCGUCAAGGAAGCCACAUAGGAGAUGAUCAAGGGAGACGAUGAGAAGCAAUACGUCAAGAAGGCCGACAUCGACAGUGAGUGACACGCAGGAGAAACGGCACAAAGACAAUCUGAUCACAUCACUUGUCUUCUCGCUUGCCCCUUCUCCUUUUUUCCUUCAGAUCUGAAGAAGCUGAGUGGUGAGUUGACGAAGUGCAUCGCGGCCAUCGUGAAGACACCGGCCGUCACGGCAACCCCGACACUGCCCAAGUCGAUCUGGACGGACAUCACCAACAAACCCACCACCACCACAACAGCCACCACUUCCACCACCGCCACCAAGGGCGCUCGUCGACCGCCACUGCUCCUGCUGCUGCUGCCGCCGCCCGGGCCCAAGAGGGACCUGCCCCUGCUGCCGCUUCGGCGACGAGCACCACCACCACCACCACCGGCCGCCAGGUUCGAUUUCCUUAUCAAGUGCCUUAUCAAGUGGAAUCUGUGGGGUGAAGCGCGGCCCCAGCCAGUCGGAGGGGGGGCUGGGGAUGUGUCUGUUGGGAUCGGGCCACAAGUGAGUCAAUCAAGAGUGGCCGGCACGAACGAAUCUUUUUCUGUCUGGCUGCCUGCCUGCCUGUAUGGUCCUGUGUGAUUGAUACUGAUCGAUGUGAUGGCUGAAUGUGUGUGGUUGGCUGGCGUGCCAUGCUGUGCUUUGCUGGGCGGUGGGAGAGUGUGGUGAUGGCAUUGUCAGUUGGUGUGUAAAGGCGCUAUAGCUACCAUAGCGAUAGGGAGUACGGUACAGAAGCAGUCAGUACAGUGCAGCACUUUUGCCCGACCCAUCAACGGUUCAGCCAACGAAUCAGUCAGUCAGUCAGUCGGCAGUUUUUGAGUGGGUGAGGGAGUGAGAGCCUUUGAGGCAAGCCAUCGGUUGCGUGCUGAGGGCCUCUCACUUCACCUGUGUGGAUGGAUGGAUGGAUGGAUUCGACAGGUACCUUCUUGAACGUGCGUGAGUAUGGAUGUUAUCUGCUGUUCUCCAGGGCCUGUGUGUUUUUUGGUUCAUCGUCUGGCUGUCCACCGGCCUGUCUGUCUGCCUGCCUGCCUGGCUGCUUGCCUGGCUGCCUGUCUGUCUGCCGCUAGUCAGAGUUGCUCUCUCCUGUGCGCACAUCCGUCCGUCGGCCGCAAGGAAGGAAGAAAGAAGAAAAGAGCACAACGGACGGCAGCUCAGAACAGAACAAAACAGAACACACACAGAGUCAGAAUGAGGCAGAGUGACAACGAUCGUCGGACGAGUGAGUGAACAACCAGACUCAGACUCGAUCUCGAUCUCUCUCUCUCUCGAGAGGACUUUUUCGUUAUGGCAAUCGAUGGCCAUGCC